Molecule: messenger RNA, 2921 nt
Organism: Drosophila willistoni
Lineage: Eukaryota; Metazoa; Arthropoda; Insecta; Diptera; Drosophilidae
Product: WD repeat-containing protein 3
Exons: 2
Coding region: 79-2838 (919 amino acids)
Biological process (GO): maturation of SSU-rRNA
Cellular component (GO): Pwp2p-containing subcomplex of 90S preribosome; small-subunit processome
Molecular function (GO): protein binding; snoRNA binding
Source: RefSeq, a predicted model, not a curated record
UGCCCAUCUCUAAACACGUGAAACUUGCUUUGCUCCGGUUGUGCACAUUUUUAAAAUUCAAAUAUAAUUAAUGUUACAAUGGGCUUAACUAAACAAUAUUUAGCUUAUCGUCCAGUCGACAGCUUUAAUAUAAUCUCCUCGGGUCGUGCCAAUGUCAAUUUUGCUGUUGUCGACCGCACUGAGGGACGAUUCGUUGCCAGUCCUGCCGCAGAGAAUGUUGUAGUUUGGGAUUUGCGUUUGGGUGAUCGUAAGUUGACUUUGCGCCGGGAAAAAUUCGAAGUGACAGCCUUAAGAGUCUCACCGGAUCAUUUGCACGUUGCUGUGGGCUAUGCGGAUGGAACUGUUCAGAUCUUUGAUAUUACCUCUCCGACCUAUUACAAUGCCAUUGGUUCCCUGGCCCUUCACAAGAAUGCUGUUAGCAUUUUACGUUAUGAUAAUCAGGGUAUGCGCCUGGUCAGUGGUGGCCUGGACACCGAACUUGUGGUCAUAGAUGUCGUCGAGCAGGCUGGGCGGCAGCGAUUGAGUGGUCAUAAUGCAGCCAUAACCGAUGCACAUUUCCUGCAACGUAUAUGCGAGGAUUCCAAUAAUAUUGUUGUCAGUUGUUCGAAGGAUACACAAAUCAAAUUCUGGAAUCUGGAGACACAAUUUUGCUUCAAAACUAUUGUAGACAAUCGCACAGAAGUCUGGGCCUUGGCAUUUUUAAAAGAUUUCAUGGUUGCGGGUGCUGGAGAGAGUGGCAUGAAUGUAUAUCGACUAAAACAACGUGAACAAGGAGAUCGUGGUACUUUGGAAUCCGCGGUUGAGGGCUUGUCAAUAGACGAAGAGGACUCCAUAUCGCCAGUGAGUGUUGUCAAUUGUGGCGUCAUCCAGAGAGCUAGUAAAGGUCGUUGUGUUAGCUUGGUAGCUGAUCCCAAUGAAAGAAUCUUAAGCUGUCACGGUACAAAUGAUCUUAUUGAGAACUUUUAUAUAUGCACCGAGGAGGAGGUGAAACAACGUCUGGCAAAACGGCUUAAGAAAGCUAAGAAGGCAACAACGACCACCGAGGAGGAAUUGUCCCAAGAGUUGUCUCUAAGCGAUGAAAUUAAACGACUGGAGUCCAUCAAAACGAAACAAAAGAUCAAGUCAAUUGAUGUAUUGUUGGGAUUGAACAAGGAACUACGUGUCCUGGUUAGUUUAGCCAAUAAUAGCCUGUCCCUAUAUUCAUUGGAAGCAUCUCUAAAGAAUCGCAAGCCGUCGGACGAGACCAGCGUGAAAGUAUUGCGCUCUUUGACUCGCCUAGGCCAUCAAUCGGAAGUGCGUUCUGUUAGCUUUACCAAUGAUUCGUUGGCCAUUGGUUCGGGAGCAGCGGAAUCCUUUAAAUUCUGGGAUCGUGAGGUCAUGCAAUGCUUGCGUACAGUUCCAACGGAUUAUGUUCUAUGCCUGCGAUUCGUUCCAGGCGAUCGGUAUGCUUUGCUGGGCAUGAAGACUGGCAAACUGCUAAUUGCGGAUGUGGGAUCGGGUGAUAUUGUCGAAGAGAUUCCAGCACACGAGAGUGAGUUAUGGUCUAUUGCCUUGCUGCCUGAUCAAAAAGGCUGCAUCACGGGCAGUGGAGAUUCCACCAUAAAAAUAUGGACAUACGAAUUGAUUGAUUCAAAUGAACAGACAAAAGUUCUGUCUCUCUUACACAAGAAUACACUGAAGCUAGAGGAAACCGUCCUUUGUGUGGGAGUCAGUCCGGAUAUGAAAUAUUUGGCGGUGGGCCUGCUAGAUUCGACAGUGAAAAUCUUCUUCCUGGACACAUUUAAAUUCUAUCUAUCGCUCUAUGGCCACAAGCUGCCCGUUCUUUGUUUGGAUAUCUCCUAUGAUUCUACACUGAUAGCCACCGGUUCAGCUGAUCGAAAUGUCAAGAUUUGGGGUCUUAAUUUUGGCGAUUGCCAUCGUUCGAUAUUUGCCCAUGACGAUUCGGUGAUGUCAUUGCAAUUUAUACCCCAAACUCAUAUGUUCUUCACCUGUGGCAAGGAUGGCAAAGUUAAGCAAUGGGACGGAGAUUCGUUUGACAAAAUUCUCACCCUGCCGGGUCACAUUGGUGAAGCUUAUUCCCUCUCCGUGUCGCCCAAUGGUCGAUACUUGGUCACCUGUGGAUCGGAUCGUACAUUGCGUUUAUUUGAACGCACCGAGGAGACGAUUGUUCUGAAGGAUAUCCAAGAGGAAGAACGCGAGCAAAUGGAGAAUGAACAAUUGGCCACAGGAGAGGAUAACAGUGUGCCGCUUUUGCCAGGCCUCAAGUUGCCAUCCCGCAAAACAGUUGGAUCUGAACAGGCAGCUGAUUCCAUUGUGGAGUGCCUAGAAAUAUCCAAGCAAUUUGAAUUGGAAGACACUGAGAAACCUGAAGUACAUCCCCUUAUGCUGGCCCUGCAAGUGAAGACUCCCACGGAUUUCCUGGUUACUACAUUAAUGCGCAUACGUGCCUCUGAUUUAGAGGAAGCUUUGCUUUUGCUGCCCUUUUCUACGGUGUGCGAAGUGCUCGAACGUCUUCCGGUGCUGAUAGCUCAACGUCCUGACGAAUUAGAGUUGCUGUGUCGAGUCACAAUAUUCCUGUUUAAGGUGCACAUGAAACCCAUAGCAGCCACCAAAACAAUGAAACCCCUGCUCAUCAAGAUCCUUGGCUUAUUAAAGAAUGAUGUGAACCAAUUGCGUGAUUGUCUGGGUUGGAAUCUGCAUGGACUCUCCCUCCUGCAGACGGAAGUGGAGCAACGUGAGGGUGUUCAACUGUUCCGUGAGGCCACCCAAGCUAGGCGGAAAAGAGAGAAAAAACGGCGGGAAACCACCAAACGACGAUUGCAGAUUCAGAUGGUCUAGGAAACAAAUACAUUUAAUAAUAAAUUUAGACAUUGUUUAUUUUAAUUCAGUAAUAAAUAUACCUUCUUUUGUAUAUAAAAGUA